Messenger RNA from Adelges cooleyi (spruce gall adelgid), 1522 nucleotides. Its product is annotated as WD repeat-containing protein 5. Gene Ontology annotation, cellular component: Set1C/COMPASS complex. Gene Ontology annotation, molecular function: histone binding. The record is from RefSeq and is a predicted model, not a curated record. Lineage: Eukaryota; Metazoa; Arthropoda; Insecta; Hemiptera; Adelgidae. The transcript is spliced from 8 exons. The coding region runs from base 201 to 1160 and encodes 319 amino acids.
AUUGACCGUCUAUCAGUAAUUUGGUUCGGCAUUCGGAUCGUUGUUUGUUUACACUUUCCUUCUCCCAUUGACUAAUGACUAGGUACUAAACCGCGGCCAUUUGCUUUGAAGUUUGAAUGUUGAGAGUUUUAUGUUUAGACUUAGUGGAUUAGAUCCAGCUAUUAUAUUUUUAGUUUAAAACAUACCUGCUUACUUAAAAAAUGGAUUUGAAGUUUCAAGACAUACGUGCAGAAACUAAACCGGUCGUGAAACCAAAUUAUGCACUGAAAUUUACAUUGGCUGGCCAUACAAAAGCUGUUUCUUCAGUAAAGUUUAGCCCAAAUGGAGAAUGGCUUGCUAGUUCAUCUGCUGAUAAAUUGAUUAAGAUUUGGGGAGCCUAUGAUGGAAAAUUUGAAAAAACCAUAUCUGGUCACAAAUUAGGAAUUAGUGAUGUUAGUUGGUCCUCAGAUAGUCGACUAUUGGUAUCAGCUUCAGAUGACAAAACACUAAAAGUGUGGGAAUUAAGUUCGGGAAAAUGUAUCAAGACACUUAAAGGCCACAGCAACUAUGUAUUUUGUUGUAAUUUUAAUCCACAAUCAAAUCUUAUUGCUUCAGGAUCUUUUGAUGAAAGUGUUCGAAUUUGGGAAGUCAAAAGUGGUAAAUGCCUUAGAACAUUACCUGCACAUUCAGAUCCUGUUAGCGCAAUUCAUUUUAACAGAGAUGGUUCCUUAGUUGUUUCCAGUAGCUAUGAUGGUCUAUGCCGUAUUUGGGAUACUGCCAGUGGCCAAUGUCUAAAGACAUUAAUUGAUGAUGACAAUCCUCCUGUGUCAUUUGUGAAAUUUUCACCGAAUGGCAAAUAUAUUUUAGCAGCCACUUUAGAUAAUACUUUAAAAUUGUGGGAUUACACUAAAGGCAAAUGUUUAAAAACUUAUGUUGGCCACAAAAAUGAAAAAUAUUGUAUAUUUGCCAACUUUUCAGUAACCGGAGGAAAGUGGAUUGUAUCGGGAUCCGAGGACAAUAUGGUAUACAUAUGGAAUCUACAAUCAAAAGAAAUUGUACAGAAACUCCAAGGGCACACUGAUGUGGUUUUAUGUACAUCGUGUCACCCCACAGCUAAUAUCAUAGCAUCAGCUGCAUUAGAAAAUGACAAAACGAUAAAAUUAUGGAAAAGUGAUACUUGACUACACAUUUAACGAGAUUAUCGUUUUACAAUAUUUUCCUUUUUGCAGUAUAAGCAUUAAUAAACACAUUUUUUAUUCAAACACUUCCAAGACCAGUUAUAUAAAAUAAUAAUAUUUAUUUUUUAAGUUUUAUUUCUUUAAAUAUUGAGUGAUAAAGCAAAAAUGUUUUUUUUACAAAUCAUGAUUACAAUACAAUUAUUAUUUUUAAUGUUAGUCAAAACCAUGUAAAAUGUAUCAUAUGUAUAGAAUAAGAUCUCAUAGAAAUAUAAUAAUAAUAACAAAAUAGUUAACUAUUUUAAAUGCAUUGUUUCUCAUUAUGACAAUUAAUUUGUGAAUAAAUAAAGAAUGUAUUUUCUCAUUUA